Messenger RNA from Drosophila willistoni, 1283 nucleotides. Its product is annotated as uridine phosphorylase 1. The record is from RefSeq and is a predicted model, not a curated record. The transcript is spliced from 5 exons. Gene Ontology annotation, molecular function: uridine phosphorylase activity. Bases 70 to 1203 code for a protein of 377 amino acids. Gene Ontology annotation, biological process: nucleotide catabolic process; uridine catabolic process. Gene Ontology annotation, cellular component: cytoplasm; cytosol. Lineage: Eukaryota; Metazoa; Arthropoda; Insecta; Diptera; Drosophilidae.
AUACAUUUCAAAAUCAAUACGCAAAAUUUAAAAGACAAAAAAAAAAACACCACAUUCAGGCAUUGUAAUAUGGUCGAGAAAAAAGGCCGUUUUCGGUCCAAGCAAAAAGUCAUGACAUCUGCUCCAAGGCGACGCAAUGUCAGUCAUCUGCAGGGUGGUGUGGGACUAUUGACUCAGCAGGCCAGUCAAAUGAGUAACAAUUUGUUCAUAGCCCGUCGCUCGAGUGGCUUAAUGUCCGGAUCUUUGGAGGAUAGACAAUCGGGUAGAAACCUUGUACGUCUCUCUAAUCCACGAAUUUCACAGAUAAAAAAUGAUCGUCUUUAUCAUCUGGGCUUGGACACUUCAAAUACCAAUAUGCCCAAUGAAUUUGGUGAAAUUAAGUUUGUAGUCAUUGGUGAAUCUGCUGGUCAGAUGGAGGAAUUUGCCCGACUUUUAGCCAAAGAUAUAUCACAGUCCAAGGUAAAUAAUGUCGAAAAUCUGGCUCGUGGAGGUGAUAGUCCCUAUGUCAUGUAUAAAGUGGAGGAUGUUUUGAUAUUAAGUCAUAGUCUAGGUGCCCCAUCCAUUAGCAUACUGCUGAAUGAGCUCAUUAAGCUUAUGCAUCAUGCCCAUUGUAAUAGUAUGACUUUUAUACGAAUUGGUCAAAGCGGAGGCGUGGGUGUACGGCCCGGAACAGUAAUAGUUUCAGAGCAAGUGUUUGAUGCACAAUUACGUAAUUCCCAUGAAGUGGUAGUGAUGGGUAAGCCACGGCUCUGGCCCACCAAACUAGAUGGGCAACUGGCAAAAGAGCUCACAGAGAUGAAUAUACCCGCUAGUGAUGGUUUCGAGGCAAUUGCUGGCCAUACCAUGUCAACCAAUGAUUUCUAUGAGGGUCAAUUUCGUUUAGAUGGAGCCUUUGCCGAUUACAAUGAGGUCGAUAAGCAAGUGUUUCUCUCGCAAUUGGUCGAGAAGGGUAUCAGGAAUAUUGAAAUGGAGAGCACGGCAUUUGCUGCCAUCACCCACAAGGCCAAUAUCCGUAGUGCCAUUGUGUGUGUGACCAAUUUGAAUCGCCUUAACGGAGAUACGAUAACAGCAACUAAAGAACAACUCGAUGCCUGGGAUAGACGACCCCAGAAGCUUGUCUCUCGGUACAUACAACAAAAUUUAAAUAUGCCCAGCAGCACAACCAAAGUCAACUUUGGUCCGAAUUCAAGAAACUCUCAAUAAGCGACAACAACUCAAUGUUCAAAUGCCGCAUCAAGUGAAAGACAAAAAACAAAAUAAAUAAAGUAAAACCGAAAAAAUCA